Indicator indicator is the source of this 3252-nucleotide messenger RNA. It is a transcript of the gene ROR2, whose product is annotated as receptor tyrosine kinase like orphan receptor 2. Lineage: Eukaryota; Metazoa; Chordata; Aves; Piciformes; Indicatoridae. Gene Ontology annotation, biological process: positive regulation of kinase activity; cell surface receptor protein tyrosine kinase signaling pathway; multicellular organism development. The record is from RefSeq and is a predicted model, not a curated record. Bases 1 to 3252 code for a protein of 1083 amino acids. The transcript has 11 exons. Gene Ontology annotation, molecular function: protein binding; ATP binding; transmembrane receptor protein tyrosine kinase activity. Gene Ontology annotation, cellular component: signaling receptor complex.
AUGGAGUGCCACCUGGGGAAAGAAGAAGAGGUGACAGAGCUAUGGCUGAGUAUUAAAGGGAAGGCAAGGGAAAGGGACAUCAUAGUGGGGGUCUGCUACAAGCUGCCUGACCAAGAAGACUGUGUGGAUGACGCCCUCUAUAAACAGAUAAGAACAGCUUUGCCUUCACAAGCCCUGGUCCUCAUGGGUGAUUUCUGUUUGAAGGACAAGACACUGGGGCACCAGCAAUCUAAGAGGUUCCUGGAAUGCAAUGAUCGAAAUUUCCUCCUCCACAAGGAGGAGGUAAAGGAACCCACAAGAAAGGGUCCUAUGCUGGAUCUUGUCCUCACCAACAAGGAGGGACUGGUGAGCCGUGUGAAACUUAAGCAUUUAGGUCCCCGUGGCCUUAAUAUGCCACAAAAAGGUGCCCGAACUGGGACUGAAAGACUAGCUGUCUCCGGCGGCAUAACUCAGCCGAACUUCAGGGUAAGGGCUGAAAGCAAGCACAUAGUGUGUGCACAAUUACCUCUCACUGAUGAAGGUGAAAUGGAAAUUCCAGAUUCAAAUGACCCCUUAGGUCAUGUGGAUGGACUUCAGAAGCCAAUUCCAACACCAAAAGGUUACUUCCUGACUUUUUUGGAACCAGUAAACAAUAUCACUGUAGUCCAGGGGCAAACAGCAAUCCUCCACUGCAAGGUAGCAGGAAACCCAUCUCCAAAUGUCAGAUGGCUAAAAAAUGAUGCUCCAGUGGUUCAGGAGCCAAGACGAAUAAUCAUCAGAAAAACAGAUUAUGGUUCACGUCUGAGAAUCCAGGAUCUGGAUACCACCGAUACAGGAUACUACCAGUGUGUGGCUUCAAAUGGGAUGAAGACGAUAACUGCAACAGGAGUGUUGUUUGUAAGGCUCGGUCCAACAAAUAGCCCAAAUCACAAUCUUCAAGAAGAUUACCACGAGGAUGGGUUCUGUCAGCCCUACAGGGGAAUUGCAUGUGCACGAAUCAUUGGAAACAGGACCAUUUAUGUGGACUCCCUCCAGAUGCAAGGGGAAAUUGAAAACCGAAUAACUGCCGCGUUCACCAUGAUUGGCACUUCCACACACCUGUCUGAUCAGUGCUCGCAGUUUGCUAUACCCUCAUUCUGCCACUUCGUGUUUCCCCUGUGUGAUGAGCGCUCUCGGACCCCUAAGCCACGGGAGCUGUGCCGGGAUGAAUGUGAAGUUCUGGAGAAUGAUCUCUGUAGGCAGGAGUACAACAUCGCUCGGUCAAAUCCCCUCAUCUUGAUGCAGCUGCAGUUGCCUAAGUGUGAGGAUCUCCCACGACCUGACACCUUGGAAGCUGCCAACUGCAUAAGGAUUGGGAUCCCUGUGGAGAGGCUCAGCCGAUAUCACCAGUGCUACAAUGGUUCUGGAGCAGACUACAGAGGGACAGUCAGUGUCACCAAGUCUGGCCACACUUGCCAACUCUGGGACUCCCAGAGUCCCCACAAUCAUGAUCUGACCAGCAUACAAUUUCCAGAGCUAGGUGGAGGACAUGCGUAUUGUCGCAAUCCCGGAGGUCAGAUGGAUGGGCCCUGGUGUUUUACAAAGAAUAAAAACGUACGCAUGGAACUGUGUGACAUACCUUCUUGUAGUCCACGUGACAACAGUAAAAUGGGAAUCCUCUACAUCUUGGUUCCCAGCAUAGCCAUUCCUCUGGUUAUUGCCUGCCUUUUCUUCCUGGUCUGUAUGUGCAGAAACAAGCAGAAGGCAUCUGCUGCUAUACCACAGCGCCGCCAGCUGAUGGCAUCUCCUAGCCAGGACAUGGAAAUGCCACUCAUCAAUCAACACAAACAGGCUAAACUUAAAGAAAUCAAUCUGUCUACCGUGAGGUUUAUGGAGGAACUAGGAGAGGAGAGAUUUGGCAAAGUCUACAAGGGUCAUCUUUUUGGUACAGCACCAGGUGAACAGACACAAGCUGUUGCUAUCAAGACACUUAAAGACAAAGCAGAACUGGCUCUUCGGGAAGAAUUCAAACAUGAGGCAAUGAUGAGAUCACGAUUACAGCACCCAAACAUUGUUUGUUUGCUGGGAAUAGUGACAAAGGAACAACCUAUAAGCAUGAUAUUUAGUUAUUGUUCCCACAGUGACCUCCAUGAAUUCUUAGUGAUGAGAUCUCCCCAUUCAGAUGUUGGCAGCACUGAUGAUGACAAGACAGUAAAAUCCACUCUGGAACCAGCAGACUUUUUCCAUAUUGUAACUCAGAUAGCUGCAGGAAUGGAAUACCUUUCAAGCCACCAUGUUGUCCACAAGGACUUGGCCACUAGAAAUAUAUUAGUGUUUGAUAAACUGAAUAUCAAAAUAUCUGAUUUAGGCCUUUUCAGGGAGGUUUACGCUGCUGAUUACUACAAAUUGAUGGGAAAUUCUCUUCUUCCUAUCCGGUGGAUGUCACCUGAGGCUAUUAUGUAUGGCAAAUUUUCUAUUGAUUCAGAUAUAUGGUCAUAUGGUGUUGUGUUGUGGGAAGUUUUCAGCUAUGGCUUGCAGCCUUACUGUGGUUAUUCUAACCAGGAUGUCAUUGAGAUGAUCAGAAACCGGCAGGUUUUACCAUGUCCUGAUGACUGCCCCACAUGGAUAUACACUUUGAUGUUGGAGUGUUGGAAUGAAUUUCCCAACAGAAGACCAAGAUUUAAAGAUAUACACAACAGACUAAGAACAUGGGGAAACCUUUCUAAUUACAACAGCUCAGCACAAACCUCUGGGGCAAGCAACACCACUCAAACAAGUUCUCUCAGCACAAGCCCUGUUAGCAACAUCAGCAAUGCAAGGUACAUUGGACCAAAGCAGAAAACUCCAUCGUUCCCUCAACCACAGUUCAUACAAAUGAAAGGGCAGAUGAGACCGAUGGUCCCACCUCCUCAACUCUACAUUCCAGUCAAUGGUUACCAGCCAAUGCCUGCCUACGGUGCUUACUUGCCAAAUUUUUAUCCUGUCCAAAUUCCAAUGCAAAUGGCUCCUCAGCAAAUGCCUCCCCAGAUCAUUCCCAAACCAGGCUCCCACCAUAGCGGUAGUGGAUCCACCAGCACAGGCUAUGUAACAACAGCGCCUUCCAAUGCAUCAGUGGCUGACAGGGCUGCUCUGCUCUCAGAGGGCACAGAUGACACACACAAUGGAACAGAAGACAUCACCCAAAGUGCUGUCCAAGAGGAAGAGGAAGAGGAGGGCUCUGUGCCUGAAACAGAAUUGCUUGGUGAUAAUGACACACUUCAGAUGGACGAAGCAGAAAUUCAAUCAGAAGCUUAA